Molecule: messenger RNA, 2523 nt
Organism: Miniopterus natalensis
Lineage: Eukaryota; Metazoa; Chordata; Mammalia; Chiroptera; Miniopteridae
Source: RefSeq, a predicted model, not a curated record
AUGGCCUGGUCAAAUGAGAGGGUCGCUACGGACGGCGUGGACGGGCUGCCCCGGGAGGCAGCGAGCGCGGAGCAGCCGCCCUCUCCAGCAUCCACCGGCAGCCAGGAAUCCAAGCUCCAGAAACUAAAACGAUCACUUUCUUUCAAGACCAAGAGUCUACGGAGCAAAAGUGCUGACAACUUCUUCCAGCGAACCAACAGCGACGCGAAGCUGCAAGGGGACGUGCUGGCUGAGGUCAGCCCCAGCUCUAGCCCACUCCCCGCCCCCGGAAGCCUGACGUCCACUCCCACCAGGGCUGGCUUGCACCCAGGCAACAGCAAGGCCCAUGCCUUCCAGGAACACAUCUUCAAGAAGCCCACUUUCUGUGACGUCUGCAACCACAUGAUUGUGGGAACAAAUGCUAAGCACGGACUGCGCUGCAAAGCCUGUAAGAUGAGCAUCCACCACAAGUGCAUGGACGGCCUGGCACCCCAGCGGUGCAUGGGCAAGCUGCCAAAGGGGUUUCGGCGUUACUACAGCUCCCCCUUGCUCAUUCAUGAACAAUUUGGAUGCAUUAAAGAAGUUAUGCCCAUUGCCUGUGGCAAUAAGGUGGACCCUGUCUAUGAGGCCCUCCGCUUCGGCACCUCCCUGGCUCAGAGGACAAAGAAGAGCAGCUCCGGCAGUGGCUCUGAUUCGCCUCGCAGAACCUCUACCUCAGACCUUGUGGAGGUUCCUGAGGAAACUGACGGGCCAGGAGGCGGGUAUGACCCACGGACACGCAGCAACAGCGUAUUCACGUACCCGGAGAACGGCACGGAUGACUUCAGAGGCCAGGCAGAGAGCGUGGACCACCAGGGACCUCUUUCCAAAGACGCAUUACAGAUGAACACCUAUGUUGCCUUGUACAAAUUCGUACCACAGGAGACUGAAGACUUGGAAAUGAGACCCGGAGACAUGAUUACUCUUCUAGAGGAUUCCAACGAAGACUGGUGGAAAGGGAAAAUUCAAGACAGGAUUGGCUUCUUUCCGGCCAACUUUGUUCAGAGAGUACAACAGAAUGAGAAGAUUUUUAGAUGUGUUAGAACCUUCAUCGGGUGUAAGGAACAGGGGCAGAUAACACUGAAAGAGAAUCAGAUCUGCCUGACGUCUGAAGAAGAACAGGACGGCUUCAUCAGGGUCCUCAGUGGAAAGAAGCGAGGCCUUGUCCCCCUGGAUGUCCUAGAAAAUGUCUGACGGCCGGCCCCUCCUCCUUUUGCAGUGGACAAGCUCUGCUGCGAUGCCUCAUCUCACACUGUGUCAACCCAGAGGAGCUGUCUGUCACACUGACCCAGCCACCAGGGAACAGUGGGACAAGACUCAAGGAUCUGAGACUGUGGAGUGUCAGCCACAAGACAGAGGGUCCACUGCACAGCAUAUCCAGGCUGCCCAAGGUGGGGAGAAGGCUGAGGGAGUCUCUGGCAGAGCUGAGGACCCGACCUGGUGGCAGUAGCAGGGCAGCAACCACAGCUGUCCCCCAGGACUCAACUCCCUCCCUGUCCAUGUGGUGUGAGUUAACCCACUGGAGUGUCCUCCAGUUUGCGGUGUGGCCCCAGUUGCGAGGUUCAGAUCCAUGCAGCUGAGUGUGAUUCUGAUUCCAGACCUUUGUCCUCAAUACCAAUGAACAUCGUCACAUUUAAGACCCCCAAGCAGGCCCUCUGCAGAGCGUCUGGAAGUCCCACUUCCUGGCUCCCAACAUUCCAGGGCUCCCCCGGGGCCCCUCGCUUUGUGACAGUGCUGUCUCUCCUGUCCUCCGAGAGAGCCUGGGGGUAUGCAUUACACGGGAGGGCCAGGCUGAUGCAGAGCCAGCUGCGAAGACCUGGUCUGCCCACAGGUGACUGGCAGGCAGUCCCCCCUGCUGCUCUAGGGACCGACAGGUGCCAGAGCAGGACGGGAGGCAUAGAUACGAAGGGCAGAGCGGGAGUAAGAUAGGGCACAGGCCCUUAUUUAUUGAAGAUAGUGCAGCCCUUUCAGUAAUGAAGUCCUUUCCCCAAGGAGAUGGAGCCGGGGAGAGAAUGUGGCCCAGAGCCCGUGUGAGGAGCUUCACUCUCACCUUGCACCUUCUGGAUUAGGGGAACACUUUCCCAUCAUGCCAUUUUGUGGGACUCCCCCCUCCUGGAGGCUGAGUCCACCCUACAAAGGACAAGAAACCUGGAUGAGAUCCAACAGCAUCUUAGGAGAAAAGUAGUAAAUUGGAAUCUCUUCGUCAAGGCGGAAUAUUCUAUCCGAGCGGAUGUGAGACUGAAAAGAACCCUGAACGCUUCGGCCUCUGAGAGCAGAGGAACUCGGGGCCUGUUUAGCAUCAACGAGGGGAGUGUCUGUUACUCUGCACUUGUACUAAUGUUUACAAGAAUGCAAUAUACUGUGAUGCCUUCCUCAUUCCAGCGUCAUCCAACUGCUCCUUAAUAUGGUUAAGCUUCAAUUCCCGAUGACCUUGGAAUCCAUGUCAGGUUGAUGUAGUCUGUUGCAGAGCAAUAAAACCAUCUGGACGAUUGGUUUUUAAAAGUC